Cercopithifilaria johnstoni is the source of this 1287-nucleotide messenger RNA. The record is from the annotation of a GenBank genome assembly. NCBI's taxonomy places the organism in Eukaryota, Metazoa, Nematoda, Chromadorea, Rhabditida, Onchocercidae.
AUGACAUCAAAACGGGAGGUGUGCUACUAUUUUCACCACGACGUACCAAAUUUUCAUUAUGGCUCGAGGCAUCCUAUGAAGCCGCAACGUUUAGCUGCUCUUCAUAGUCUCAUCGUCAAUUAUGGCUUACACAAAGAAAUGCUUGUACUUACGCCGCCCCGUGCAUCUGCGAUGGAGAUUGAGCGAUUCCAUUCGAAGGAUUAUGUAGACUUUCUUCAGCGGGUGUCACCCCGGACGGCUGACCAAUAUGAAAAUCUUUUCUCGCAAUAUAAUAUUGGUGAAGACUGUCCAAUUUUUGAUGGAAUUUUCGAAUUUUGUUCCAUUUAUACGGGCGCUACACUUAGCGGUGUUGCUCGUUUGAAUCAUGGUUUAAGUGAUAUUGCUAUUAACUGGAGUGGUGGUCUUCAUCAUGCUAAGAAACGUGAAGCUUCAGGAUUUUGUUAUGUAAAUGACAUUGUUAUUGGAAUUUUAGAAUUGCUCAAAUACCAUCCUCGAGUACUUUAUAUUGAUAUAGAUAUACAUCAUGGUGAUGGAGUUCAGGAAGCAUUCUAUUUGACUGAUCGAGUGAUGACAGUUUCGUUUCACAAGUACGGCAAUUAUUUUUUCCCAGGAACUGGAGAUAUGUAUGAUGUUGGACAAGACAGUGGUCGUUAUUACGCUGUGAACGUUCCCAUGAAAGAGGGGAUGGACGAUGAAAAUUAUCAUUCCUUGUUCAAACCAGUUGUACGAGCUGUUAUUGAUUGUUUCAAUCCAUCAGUUAUUGUACUGCAAUGUGGCGCUGAUUCAUUGGGGUGUGAUCGCUUAGGGUGUUUUAACUUGAGCUUUUCCGGCCAUGGGGAAUGUGUAGAUUUUGUUCGCAGUUUGGGAAUUCCAAUGCUUGCAGUAGGUGGUGGAGGAUAUACAUUACGUAACGUUGCGCGGUGUUGGACAUAUGAAACUGCAAUUCUGGUUGGCAAAAAAGAUGAAAUUCCAGAUGAAAUCCCGAAUAAUACUGAAUACCUACAGUUCUUUGCCCCGGAAUUCACACUAAGACCGACGUUGGCAAAAAGGCAGGAGAAUCAAAAUACCAAAGAAUAUAUCACUGCUUUGAGGCAAGAAGUGUUGGAUCAUUUGAGGCAAAUUCGUCAUGCUCCUUCGGUGCAAAUGCAAGAAGUUCCACCCGACCUUCUAGACCCCGAUGAGGUAUUCUCUGUACAGGAAUCUCCUCCAGACGUUCUUCCAACUGAUGAUGAUCCAGAUGGCGCUACAUUUUUUGGUACCAAUUCCGAAAUUGACCGCCCAUCAUGA